Carlito syrichta (Philippine tarsier) is the source of this 860-nucleotide messenger RNA. RefSeq names its product trafficking protein particle complex 4 (gene TRAPPC4). Lineage: Eukaryota; Metazoa; Chordata; Mammalia; Primates; Tarsiidae. Gene Ontology annotation, biological process: endoplasmic reticulum to Golgi vesicle-mediated transport. The record is from RefSeq and is a predicted model, not a curated record. Gene Ontology annotation, cellular component: TRAPP complex. Bases 166 to 825 code for a protein of 219 amino acids. The transcript has 5 exons.
UUAGCUCAAGCCUGUUGCUCCAACUGCGCAAGCGCCGGAGGCUGCGGCGCGCUGGGGCUAGGAGAAAGCUGGGGUGGCGGACUAGAGCUGGUAGAGCGGCUGCGGUUCCGGGGCGGGGCCUUCCGGAAGGGGCCGAGUCCGAGAACUCGAGCGGCGGCGGCAGCGAUGGCGAUUUUUAGUGUGUAUGUGGUGAACAAAGCUGGAGGCCUGAUUUACCAGCUGGACAGCUACGCGCCACGGUCUGAGGCUGAGAAAACGUUCAGUUACCCGCUGGACCUGCUGCUCAAGCUACACGAUGAGCGUGUGCUGGUUGCCUUUGGCCAGCGCGACGGCAUCCGGGUGGGCCACGCAGUGCUGGCCAUCAAUGGCAUAGACGUGAACGGCAAGUACACAGCCGACGGGAAAGAGGUGCUGGAGUAUCUGGGUAACCCUGCUAAUUACCCGGUGUCCAUUCGAUUUGGCCGGCCCCGCCUCACCUCUAAUGAGAAGCUCAUGCUGGCUUCCAUGUUCCACUCGCUCUUUGCCAUCGGCUCCCAACUGUCUCCUGAACAAGGAAGCUCAGGCAUUGAGAUGCUAGAGACGGACACAUUCAAACUACACUGCUUCCAGACGCUGACAGGGAUCAAGUUUGUGGUACUGGCAGAUCCUAGGCAAGCUGGAAUAGAUUCUCUUCUCCGAAAGAUUUAUGAGAUUUAUUCAGACUAUGCCCUCAAGAAUCCAUUCUACUCCCUGGAAAUGCCCAUAAGGUGUGAACUAUUUGACCAGAACUUGAAGCUAGCCCUGGAGGUGGCAGAGAAGGCUGGGACUUUUGGACCUGGGUCAUAGGCCAAACCUGCAAUGGAUCCCCAAAUCCAAUGGAU